AUGUCGCAGCUUUGGAAGGAUUGCAUGGAGGCAGGCCCACUUGCCGCAUUGCCCCCGGACAAGACCCAGAGACUUGAGAAACGCUUCUGUGAAUUCUACAGCACCUUCAAAUGUUUCCGCAGCGUUCUUCGAGACCAACACACAACUCUGGAGUCGUAUCAUGAGUUCCAAAAAACAUGGGACGAGUGCGUCGAUUUCCUCUAUCAUAGUCGGAAAUGGGGCCUGGAGGGAGCAAUUCCUCAAGCAACCCUGCUGCACGAGACCGCUUGCUAUGUAUACAACAAUUCUGACCUAGACUUGCUCGAGAGACGGCUUGACUUGCAGUUGCAGAUAAUGCAUGCAAAGCUCGAUGACAUAUUCUUCAACAUCCAUCCAUACACCAAACAUGCAUGCUUUCACACGGCCGAGAUCCGUCUCUACGAGGCCUCCACCAUUGAAGAAGGGGACGGUGCGAAGACAUGGUGGAGACACGAGGGACGCAAGCCCACGUACAAAUUUGACUCCAAAGCCAUUGACACGGCGUUUCAAUGUGCGCUGCGUGGCAAACUUUUGAUACACACCCUGCAAAUUGAUGGUAUCAUUUCGGAACAAGGUUCUGAAGCUACAGCUCAACCGUUAAAACUGUGGUCGGAUAUUGACGGCCGCAGGAGAUCAAUGACCUUCUUAUUGCAACGAGAAAAACCAUAUCACCAUGUCGAGAUUUCAUUGCGGCUCUUUGAUACUUCUGUGGAUAUCAGGGAGAGCGGCAAGAAGGUUAAGCUACGAUUCGUUCCUCUUAAAUCCAGGAAAGGACGAAAUUCAGGCUCGGGGACCACCCUUCUCAGACGCGUGAGCUAUCGGCUUCGUCAUCCAUCCUCAGAAAUGGAGCUGAACUCCAAUCGAAGAGGCCUGCAUGAUAGUAUGUCGUCGGUCAAUGAGGAGGACGAGGAACUUCUGCAACAGGACACAGAACUCUUUGCUUCCUUUGGCUACCUUCAAUUCAAAUUCUCAGAUGCAAAAGAGACCCGCAGCACGAACCCUCCAAUGUCAAUUCCUCAUGAAAGUUCAGAUGGCAUUGAACCUCCAACUCUGCGCACUCCGAUUUAUGGCUCUCCGAAUCCGUCUCAAUCUGAGAAAGAACAAAUAAGUCCGGAGAGUUCCGACCACGCCGGUCACCAGUUGGCCUCGCAGAGUCCACUCGACCAGAGGUCCGGCAAUGAUCACACUCCGACAAACGGCUCAUCGUCAGCCCAGAGACCAAAAACUCUUCCACUUGUCAAGGAUCUCGACUACCGGGUCCGUGGUAUCAAGCUCGAGCAAACAGGCACCAAUAUACUCUCGUAUCUGAGCAGCAAACUCGGAAUUGAGUCGACUAUUGUUGGACGCGUCAAGGCCUUAGCUACUAGCCAGAAUGGAGACAAAGUAGCGGUUGUAGCUUGGCGACCACAGCCCAAAUGCCUGUCCGCGCCUGGUAAAGACGAGUGGGAAUUUGGUCCGACUUCCGACGAUGACACUUUACACAUCACCGUCGACACUCAUUUCCGCGGCGUGACGAUCCUGUACAGCCCUCCACCUGAGUUACCACAUACGAUCGAUAUAUGUGCCGUGGCCGGUCUGGGAGGCCAUGCCUGGGGAUCAUUCAAACACAAAGGUGAAGCUCAAUCUUUCAUGUGGGUGUUGGAUGGGCUUCGAGAGAAGUUCCCCACAGCUCGACUCAUGACCUAUGGAUCCAAAACCAAAUUGGAUGGCAACGAAUCAACCCAGACCUUGGAAGACCUGGGCAAACUGCUACGAGAUGAAAUGCGUAGUGUCACGAGACGUCGAGCUCAGUCGGCCCUCAGCAAAGAGUCAUGCUCGACGGGCCCAUCCUUUUCCGUACCGUCCAUCUUCAUCGCUCAUAGUCUGGGGGGUCUGACUGUCAAAGAGGCCUUACUCCAGGAGAAGACGAAUCCGGACAAGGGGACCUUUAUAAGUAACCUCAAGGGGGCACUCUUCUUCGGCGUGCCCAGUCACGGCAUGAACAUUCAAGUCCUUGAAGCUAUGAUCCGUGGCCAGCCUAAUGAACUUCUCGCGGAAGAUGGACAAUGGAAAAUGGAUGGACCUAAAACCUUCCUCGUGGCACGCAUCUCUGCGACAGAUGGCGGUCUAUGCAACUCAGAUUAUGUGGAUACCCGCGGCCUUAAUCGCAAUCAUUCAGAUUUGGUGAAGUUUAGCAGUCCAAACGAUGCGGAUUAUCGGCGAGUCUUGGAGGAUUUGGAGAAAAUGGUCAAGCACUUUCAGAUACGGACAGAUGUAAGUGGUUGA
Penicillium diatomitis is the source of this 2283-nucleotide messenger RNA. RefSeq lists its product as uncharacterized. Lineage: Eukaryota; Fungi; Ascomycota; Eurotiomycetes; Eurotiales; Aspergillaceae. The record is from RefSeq and is a predicted model, not a curated record. The transcript is spliced from 6 exons. Bases 1 to 2283 code for a protein of 760 amino acids.